GCCGCGCCCGAGCUGCAGGGGCGCCGCGAGCAUGAGCGCCGCGAGGUGGCCCGGGGGGUUUGGAGGGUGCGAAAGCUAGCGCAGGGGCGGCCCGGUGUCGCCGCGUGGUUCUGUUGCCUGAAGAUUGAUAUCCGCAACCAUCUGACGCGCGUGGUUUGGGGCAAAAGUAGCCGAGGCCGGGCCGCGUGCGAUAGUUUGGCCAGCUAUUCACCUGCACCACUUCGGUGCCACGCGUCUGCUUGUUGUUUGCAGGCCCCGGCGAGAUUGAUGAAGAACAGAGGCGCGGCAGGAGCCGGGCCGCGGGCCCUUGACUCUUUGCAAGCCCCCCCCGGGGCAUCCCCCGCGGCUUUGUCGCUAUGGUGUGCGACUUGAACGAGGCGGACGCCUUUGGCCCCUAUGGUUCGCGCGGUGCUUGCAAAAGGAGCGCGCGCGUUGUGGUGCGGAAGCGAAAGCCCCCAGGCAACCGCAUCAGCCGGCAAGCUUUGCGAUUUUGUGGCGAUAUUUCCGCCCCAGCCCGCUGCCAAAAGCUGUCGAAAUUAACAGGCAGCGACCAUGCCGCGCGUGAAGCUGUCCAAGAAAAGACUGGAGAAGAACGGGCAAAACUCGCCGGGCGCGUAUUCCGACCAGCAUACGGACACACCGGGCGGGCCGGCGCCGGCCCAUUACGAGGAGCCGCGGGCGCGCGGCGCUGCCUGGGGGCCGUGUUUCGUGAUUCGCCU
Amoebophrya sp. A120 is the source of this 719-nucleotide messenger RNA. Lineage: Eukaryota; Dinophyceae; Syndiniales; Amoebophryaceae. The record is from the annotation of a GenBank genome assembly.